AUGCCACCAACAAAAUCCUCAACAGAAAAUAUUUCUCAAGAAAAUACCAAAGAAGAACAAGAAAAUGAAUUAAAAGAAAAUAAUAAUAAUACUAACAACAAAUCAUCAUCAUUAGAUGCCUUAUAUGCAGCAGCUAGGGAGGAAUUUGAUUUAGAUUUAAGUCCAACAGAAUCGGCAAUUAAAACAUUAAAAGAAGGGAGGGAAAUACAAAAAUUAAAUGUUGUUAGAAAUUUGGGGGAAUUAUUUGAAAAUGAACCGAAAGAAACGAUUGAAAAAAUUAUACCUUUAAUUCAGGAAAUAUUAAAUAUUGAACCAAGUAAUUUGGAUAUGCAUUGUGAAGCAGCAAUUGUUUAUAAAAAUUGUAUUAAAGAUAGAAAACUUAGAAUUAAAUGCCCUGAAUUACCCGAAAUAUUAUUAAAUGCUACACUUGAAAAUAUUGAAAUUCAAAAAGAAAAUGUUACGGCCGCUGCUUGGCUUGAAUCGUUAGUAGAUAUAUCUGAAGCUGUAUCUCAACGUUCUGUUAUUUCUGUUAUUGUUCCUUUGGCUAUUUCUCAAUCAGAUUCUUCUAGGAGAGUUCAGAGACGAAUUAUCUCAACAAGACUUAUUGAGAAACUGGCGGCUUUAGUGCCUAAAGAAAUUUUACAAAGAGAACUUUGUCCAUGUGUCCAAAUGCUUUGUCGAGAUCCAAGUACUUCAGUACGCACAUCUAUUGCACAGCGGCUUGUUUUUAUUGCUCAAGCAUUAAACAAUUCUGCAGACAGCAGUUCAUUAUUAUUACCUUGUAUAAUUGAACUUUGUAAAGAUGAGGACCCAGCUGUUCGUGAAGCAACUUUAGGCACAUUAGAUGAUUGUUUACCCCAUUUUAGUAAAGAAUCAAAAAAGUCAAUAUUAUCCCCUCUUUUACAUAAAUGUGCAGAACAAGCAUUAAUUAUGAGAGAUUCAAGUUUACCUUUAAUUGCUAAACAUUUGGGUGUUUGGUUACAAUCUAUGAAGGAAAUAAUUUCUGGACCAUCAGAAAUGCGUUGGUGGUUGGAUGUUUAUACUAGAAUUUUGGAUUUUGGAAAUAAUUUUAAUAAUAAUAAUCAGCAACAACAAAAUUCAAAAAACAAAUCUUUAUCAACAAAUAAUGCAAAUACAUUUUCUACAAAUGGUUGUAUUCACAAUAAUGCAGGUUCUGCUGCAAGUUAUGAACAUUUACGUACUUGUUGUAGAAGAAUGUGUGCUUAUAAUUUUCCCUGUAUUGUCUCAGUAUUUGGGCAAGACCAACAAUUAUUUUGUCAGAAAUUAUUGCCUAUUUUGGAAAGAUUUUGUAGAGAUCCUGAUGAAGAAGUGCGGAGUACUGUUGCUUCUGGAUUUCAUGAAGUUUUGGCUCAGAGAAAUUGUUUUUUUGAAGGAGCCUCAACAGCAAAUUUAAAAUCCAAACAAAACGAACAACAACCACAACUUUUAAAUUCAUUUGUUGAAUUAUUAUCUAGUAGUAAUGGAAGUAGUGAAGUUGUUCAACAUUUAACUGGAAAUUUAGAGAAAAUUUUACCUUUUUUAUUUAAAGAAAUAAAUUCUAAUGAAAAUAAGAAAAAUACAGAAAAACUUCAAACAAAAUUAAACCAAUUAAUUAUUAACUGUAAUUCAUUAUUGAGAGGUACUGGGUUUUGGAGAGCUCAUGAAUCUUAUUUAAAUUCUAUUGCAUCACUUAAAAAUCUUUUAAGUAUUCGAGAAAUUAAACAAAAUUUUGUGCCUUUAUUAAAACAAGAAGUACUUAAUGCGAAAGCCCUUCCAUGUCGAGUAGCAGCUGCAAAUUCUCUGUUACUUUUAAUGCGUCAAUUGCCCGUAUCUUCUGAUCGUCUUGAUAUUGUUAAAUUCUUUACUGAAGGGCUUGGACAACAUUUGAGUUGUUAUAGAAGAAGAAUUUUAUUGGAUAUUGUGCCUACUUUAUUACAUAAUUUUAGUAGAGAAUUUUUUGUUGAACAAUUUUUGCCUGCAAUUUUAAAGGUUUUUAUUGGGGAAUUUAGCUAUAUUAUUAUAAAUUUAUUUUAG
Messenger RNA from Meloidogyne enterolobii, 2034 nucleotides. Lineage: Eukaryota; Metazoa; Nematoda; Chromadorea; Rhabditida; Meloidogynidae. The record is from the annotation of a GenBank genome assembly.